Molecule: messenger RNA, 1992 nt
Organism: Castor canadensis (American beaver)
Lineage: Eukaryota; Metazoa; Chordata; Mammalia; Rodentia; Castoridae
Gene: Slc3a2
Product: solute carrier family 3 member 2
Biological process (GO): L-leucine import across plasma membrane; carbohydrate metabolic process; L-alanine import across plasma membrane
Cellular component (GO): apical plasma membrane; basolateral plasma membrane
Molecular function (GO): L-alanine transmembrane transporter activity; aromatic amino acid transmembrane transporter activity; L-leucine transmembrane transporter activity
Source: RefSeq, a predicted model, not a curated record
AGCUUAAACUACUGCGGGUGAUACAGCGACGCAGUGGCUGCGCCUUCGCGCUCAUCCUGGGCCGACUGUUGGUCACGGUCUCGGCCACCUACCCUUACAUCCUUCCCUGAUCUUCCUUUACUCUCACACACGCAAAACCUGUGUAGACAUCCACCUCAAUGGAUCCUGAACCUCCUGAACCCUCUACCGGCGACAUCUUGGUUCCGAGCCAGCCGCCUGACGCGCUUUCCGGGCCUGAUGUCCACAGUCCCAGCGCGGGGGGCGACUCAGGCACCAUGAGCCAGGAUACCGAGGUGGAUAUGAAGGAGGUGGAGCUGAACGAGCUAGAACCUGAGAAGCAGCCGAUGAAUGCGCCUUCGGGGUCGGCCACGGCUUUGUCGGGCGGCGGGGAGAAGAAUGGUCUGGUGAAGAUAAAGGUGGCCGAAGACGACGCAGAGGCAGAGGCCGCAGCCAAGUUCACGGGCCUGUCCAAGGAGGAGCUGUUGAAGGUGGCGGGCAGCCCCGGUUGGGUGCGCACCCGCUGGGCACUGCUGGUGCUCUUCUGGAUCGGCUGGCUGGGCAUGCUGGCCGGCGCUGUGGUCAUCAUCGUGCGGGCGCCGCGCUGUCGCGAGCUGCCAGUGCAAAGGUGGUGGCACAAAGGCGCCCUCUACCGCAUCGGCGAUCUUCAGGCCUUCCAGGGCCGGGAUGCGGGCGGCCUAGCGGGCCUGAAGGGGCAUCUCGAUUACCUGAGCUCUCUGAAGGUGAAGGGCCUUGUGCUGGGCCCAGUUCACCAGAACCAGAAGGAUGAUGUCGCUGGGACCAACUUGCAACAGAUUGAUCCCACUCUCGGCUCCGAGGAAGAUUUUGACAACUUCCUACAAUCGGCCAAGAAAAAGAGCAUUCGCAUCAUUCUGGAUCUCACUCCCAACUACCUGGGCCAGAACUCAUGGUUCUUCCCCACUCAGAUUGACAUUGUGGCCACAAAGAUGAAGGAAGCUCUGAAGUUUUGGCUGCAGGCUGGUGUGGAUGGGUUCCAGGUUCGGGAUGUGGAGAAUCUGACAAAUGCAUCUUCAUUCUUGGCUGAAUGGCAGAAUAUUACCAAGAGCUUCAGUGAAGACAGGCUCUUGAUUGCAGGGACUGACUCCUCUGACCUGCAACAGAUCGUGAGCCUAUUCGAAUCCACCAAGGACCUGCUGUUGAUUAGCUCGUACUUGUCAAACUCCAGUUACACUGGGGAGCAUACAAAAUUCCUAGUCACCCAGUAUUUGAAUGCCACUGGCAGUUACUGGUGCAGCUGGAGUUUGUCUCAGACGGGACUCAUGACCUCCUUCUUGCCACCUGAACUCCUCCGACUCUACCAGCUGCUGUUCUUCACCCUGCCAGGGACCCCUGUUUUCAGCUAUGGGGAUGAGAUUGGCUUACAAGUGUCUGCCCUUCCUGGACAGCCUGUGGAGGCCCCGAUCAUGCCGUGGGAUGAAUCCAGCCUCCCUGACACCUCAGGAUCUAUAAGCGCUAACAUGACAGUGAAGGGCCAGAAUGAAGACCCUGGCUCCCUCCUUUCCCUAUUCCAGCAGCUGAGUGACCAGCGGGGUAAAGAGCGCUCCUUGCUUCAUGGGGACUUCCACACUCUGUCCUCUGGGUCUGGCAUUUUCUCCUAUAUCCGCCACUGGGACCAGAAUGAGCGUUAUCUGGUGGUGCUCAAUUUUGGGGAUGUGGACCUGCCAGCCAGGCUAGAGGCCUCAAACCUGCCUGCCAGCACUAGCCUGCCAGCCAGGGCUGACCUGCUGCUGAGUACCCAGCCAAGCCGCAAGGAGGGCACCACCCUGGAGCUGGAAAACCUAAGCCUGGAUCCUUAUGAAGGGCUACUGUUGCGUUUUCCAUAUGUGGCCUGACCCCACCUGCCCAGGACUCACCACUCUCCCUGUUUCCUCCCCAGACCCUUUGAAUUCUGUUUUUCCUUUCCUUUUUUUUUUUUAACUUUUAAAAUCACAGAUGAACCCCUAAAUAAGGUGU